ACCCCAUCGCAGCCAAAGCGCCAACAGCAACAAGAUGAAGGGAUUAUUCAAGUCCAAGCCCCGAAGCCCCGCCGACAUCGUUCGUCAGACCCGGGAUUUACUCGUCUAUGCCCAGCGCUCUCCCGAUUCUGGCGAAAGCAAACGCGAGGAAAAGAUGAUGUUGCCCACUAUUACAUGAACGAUGUUAUUGCCCUUGUUCUUGGAAGCUUUAUUUUGGCUCUCGCCGUUGAGCAUUAUAACGUACCCAAAAGAUUCGCCUUGAAUGUAACCCUGGUGUUCUAUGGAGAUCCCUUGAAUCUGCCAUUGCUGCUGCUGGGAAUAUGUGGGACCGCAACAUUCAUUAGCAUGUGGAUGCACAAUGUGGCAACUGCGGUGAUGAUGAUGCCCUUAGCCACCGGCAUACUCCAGCGGUUUCCGACGGGUCCCAACCAGUCCGUGGUUGUGAGCAACUUUUGCAAAGCCGUGAUUCUGGGGGUGUUGUACUCCAUAACCAUAGGAGGGAUGAGCACUCUGACGGGGACCGAUGUCAAUCUCAUAUUGGUUGGAAUGUGGAAGACCUAUUUCCCGCAAGCAGCUCCGAUCACCUUCAGCACCUGGUUCUGUUUCACCUUCCCUUCGGCAUUGUUGAUGUUCUUGGCUUUGUGGGGUUUGCUUUGCUGCUUGUAUUGCUCAAGGGGUUCAGGCCAGGCUCUCUUUGUUUAUUUAGACAAAGUCCAUUUGAAGAAGGAGCUCGAAUUGCUAGGUAGGAGCCCUCAAACUUAGAGCAACUUACAUGCAAUCAACAUCGAAUUGUGAUGUAUCUUAAGUCAAUCAUGUAUUGUUGCUCAAGGAGUUCAGGCCAGGCUCUCUCUGUUUAUUUAGACAAAGUCCAUUUGAAGGAGGAGCUCGAAUUGCUAGGUAGAAUCUCUCAAACUUAGAGCAACUUACAUGCAAUCAGCAUCGAAUUGUGGUGUAUCCUAAAUCAAUCACGUAUUGUCGUAUGUGAAUUUUUUGACGACUAAAACUGUUUCUAAAUAAAUUAGGCAAAAAAAGUUCAAAUGUGUCUUUGAGGGA
Molecule: messenger RNA, 1053 nt
Organism: Pyrus x bretschneideri (Chinese white pear)
Lineage: Eukaryota; Viridiplantae; Streptophyta; Magnoliopsida; Rosales; Rosaceae
Product: tonoplast dicarboxylate transporter-like
Exons: 3
Biological process (GO): monoatomic anion transmembrane transport
Cellular component (GO): membrane
Source: RefSeq, a predicted model, not a curated record